Messenger RNA from Boleophthalmus pectinirostris (great blue-spotted mudskipper), 1405 nucleotides. RefSeq names its product tripartite motif-containing protein 16-like protein. Gene Ontology annotation, molecular function: protein binding. Bases 38 to 1405 code for a protein of 455 amino acids. The record is from RefSeq and is a predicted model, not a curated record. Lineage: Eukaryota; Metazoa; Chordata; Actinopteri; Gobiiformes; Gobiidae. The transcript has 10 exons.
ACACCGACGCUUCCUGCAGAUUUGUACUUUGUCACAAAUGUCGUCCGUGUCUCUGGACCCGUCCCGGUUCGUCUGCCCGCUCUGCCUGCAGCUUCUGUCCGACCCGGUCACCGUCCCGUGCGGUCACAGCUUCUGCAGAUCCUGCCUCUCGCCGCUCUGGAGCUCUGGAGGCAGCAGCAGCAGCAGCAGCAGCAGCAGCAGCAGGGGCCAGAGCAGCAGCUGUCCCCAGUGCAGAGCCACCUUCAACCCCACACCCGCACUGGGCACCAACCCCCUCCUGCAGGAGCUGGUGCGAGAUCUGAGGGCCGUGAGUCUCCAGCAUGGAUCUGCCGCUGCACCUGAGAAGCACCGUGGACAUAUCGCCCAGAGGGAAGCAGAGCUCAACAAACUCUGUCAUGUGAUGAAGGAUUUCCCUCGGUUGGCAGACACGGCGGUGGAGGACUGCAGAGGGAUCUUCUCCGAGCUGCAGGUCUUCGUGAGGAGGAGCUGCGAGGAGCUGGAGGAGAUGAUCCGGGCUCAGGAGAAAUCUGAACUGACUCGAGCUGAAAAUCACCGUCGGCGUCUGGAGCGCGAGGUCCAGACGCUGAAGAGGAGCGGCUCCGAGCUGCAGACGGGCGAGUCUUUGAGCCGGUCGGGCUCUUCUCCCGUGGUCCAGCCUCGCGUCUCCUUCGGCCCCGUGAGGAAAGCUCUGGUGGACCUGAAGAAACAUCUGGAGUCUGUGUAUGUCCAGGAGCUGCCCACCGUCACCAGAGCAGUGACGUCUGUGAGUUUACUGCAGCAGGAGACACCGGCGAGAGAUCAUAAACCUGUAACUUUUGUGGACCUGGGCAGCAGAGAGAGUCUCCUUCAGUACUUCUGCCCUCUGACCUUUGACCCCUUCUCUGCCCACCGCGACCUCCGUGUGUCCGAGGGGAACCGCGUGAUCGGCCGCGGCGGGCCGACCGAGCCGCGCCCCGACCACCCCGAGCGCUUCGACUGCUGGGCCCAGGCGCUGUCGCACGAGGGCGUGAGGGGGCGGGGCUACUGGGAGGCGGAGUGGGCGGGGACGCAGGCGGCGGUGGGCGUGGCCUACAGCAGCGUCCAGAGGAAGGGCUCCUCCAACGCCUCCAGACUGGGACACAACUCCGAGUCGUGGUGUCUGAAAUGCUCGGAGGCGUCGUGGACGUUCUGUCACGCCGGACGAGAACAGGACGUGGUGGUUUCCGCGGGUCACGGGUCCAGGAGAGUCGCGGUGUUCUCGGACCUGGACUCGGGUCUGCUCUGCUUCUACGCGGUCGCGGCUCGAGGGCUCCACCUGCUGCACCGGCUGGAGAACCGCUUCACUCAGCCUCUGCACGCGGCCGUGUGGCUGGGCAGCAACUCCACUGUGACCCUCUGUGCGGCGAGGGAACGAGAGCCCAGCUGA